UCUCAAUUACUUUCAAUUUAAAUUCUGUUAAAAAUUUCGUGUGCCCAACGAAGUCUUAAAUAAUGUUCUCAAUACAAAACAGCAAUUAUUCGCUCUCGAACCGUCUCAGAAAGUGGUUUAACAAGGAAAAUUUAAUAAAAAUCGGACCAAAAUAUCAAUAUAGCGCAAAAAGUGUUAAAAAUACCAAUUGAAAAGUAACUGUAUCUUUAUACAAUAUAAACAACAAUAAAAAUAAAAAAAAUAAAAUUAAAAUGAAAAAUUAAUUGUAACAAUAAAGAAGAAUAUUACUUGAAAAUAAAUUAAAUGCGUAAAUACAAUAAUAGCAUGUACUCGCAAAAUUAUAUACACAAAAAAAUGUAUAUGUUACAAAGAUAUUAAAACAAAAACCAACAAAAAAAAUACACACAAAAACGGCAGAAAUAAAUUAAAUUAAAUAAAAUAAAAUAUUAAAAAGUGUUUCAUCAGUUUAAGUUAUUCUGCCAUACUGCCAAUAUUUUUAACAAAUCUACCUCAAACAACUUAGUAUGUACUAACUAUAAACAAACGCACCUAAUAAAAUACCUACCUACUUUACUAAAAAAAAAGGAUUCCAAAAAUAUCAAAGAAAAAACAAAUCAGUCCGGUUUUAUCAUGGAUAUUAACAUCUGGACGUAGCCCAGUCAACAGCAACAUAUCUAGCACCGAUCACAAACAAAUAUUAAAUGCAGCCAUCCUAGAUGUUGGACACAAUUUUAUAAAGUAAUUGGAUUUUUUUUAAUAGACUAAUAAUUAUGUAUUCAGUGGUUACCAAAAAUGUCGAUAACACGACGAACAAUGAACAAAACACUGGAGAAUGCAAUGCAGACAAAUGUCAUGAAAAUAUAGAACCGGCAAUUGAUAAUAUUCAGGUAGAUAAUGGUCAUGUGAAUUCGAAUGCGAAUGACAAACGUCGCGAUUCAACACAAGUGUGGACACCUCUACUGGAAAAUGGCAGUAAAAAUUCGGCCUUGACUAAAGCGAAUUUAGAAAAAUUAAACCAUACCAACGAAUCAGGUGAUGCUAUUUACACCGGUGAAGUUAGUAAUAACAACGAUUGGAAUGGCGAUAAGAUAAAGACAAAAGGUUUAGAUAAUUCCUUGCAUCGUAGUAAUAACAAUGGACCUGUAAUAAAUGGAAAAACAGGUACUGCUACUGGACUGAUAGAUAAAUGCGAUGAACAUGAUCCACUAACUGGUUUGUAUAAAGAGAAACCAGACAUCAAAAACUAUGCAGAUGACAAUUCGAGCAUAGAGGAAGAAGGCUGCGGCCUAUUUGGCUGCAAGCCCAAAUGGGCUCGUAAUUUUGCUUCCACACAUAUGUUUAUGGUGGUCUUUUUGGUGGCCUACAUAUUGCAAGGCAUGUAUAUGACUUAUUUCGUAUCGGUCAUUACCACCAUUGAAAAACUCUUUCAAAUCAAGUCAAAAACUACAGGAUUUCUGUUAAGUGCUAGUGAAAUGGGACAAAUAAGUACCGCAAUGUUACUGACAUAUUUUGCUGGACGCGGCCAUCGUCCUCGUUGGAUUGCCUGUGGCAUGGUGCUUUUUUCAAUUGCUGCGUUUGCUUGUGCUCUACCUCAUUUUAUAUUUGGAAAUGAGCUGAUACAGUCAACAGCUUUAAUGAGUAAAAAUAGUCCAAUCAAAAUGAACAAUUCGGAAACCUCUUCAUUAGCGUUUCAUAUGAGUGAACAUAGUCACAACUCCUCUUCUAUGAUGACUGCUCGACACAUGGAAAUGAAUCUCUGUCAUGUUGACGAUUAUCCUCAGAAUUCCACAACAGAGUGUAAUGAAGAUCGUAAGCUUGAACAAGUAUCUCACUCGAAAAUCACUGUUAUUGUUCUAUGUAUAUUUUUUGGAAGUUUACUUAGUUCAGGCAUCGGUCAAACUGCGGUUUCUACUCUGGGAAUACCCUAUAUCGAUGACAAUGUUGCCAGCAAGCAGUCGGCCAUGUAUAUGGCCAUUACAAUUGGUGUUAGAAUACUGGGACCCGCAUCAGGUUUCAUUGUGGGUUCAGUGUGUACGCGUUGGUAUGUAAACUUUACAAAUCCUGGAUUUGAUGCCAGUGAUCCACGCUGGAUAGGCGCCUGGUGGUUGGGACCUGUUGUAAUUGGUAGCCUAAUGCUGUUAUCAUCGAUUGCAAUGUUUUCGUUCCCAAAGCAAUUGCGUGGUAAGAAGCCUCAACCGGGUGCGGCACAGGAAAAGUCGACGGUAACUUUGAAGGAACCAGCGGAGCCAGAAGAAAAGCCCCGUUUAAAAGAUUUUCCAAAGACUGUUAAACGCCAGCUGAGCAACGACAUAUUAAUGUUUCGGACAGCUUCUUGUGUCUUUCACUUGCUACCCAUUGCCGGUCUGUACACUUUUUUGCCCAAAUAUCUAGAGACACAAUUUCGUUUGGCCCCGUACGACGCCAACAUGGUAGCCGCUUUUUGUGGCAUUCUUGUCAUGGGUAUAGGUAUUGUGGUAUCAGGACUUGUUAUAUUUAAAUUUAAGCCAACUGCGAGAGCAGUAGCGGCAUGGAUAGCAUUAACAGCUUUGGUUUAUUCCGCUGGUAUGGUCAUUCUAAUGUUUGUGGGUUGUAAUAUGUAUGACUUUGCCGGCUAUAAACCAGCAACAAGUACAUCUCCAGCUGUAAUAGAGCCUGUUUGCAACGCUGUCCUUAAUUGUACGUGUGAUAAAGAACAAUUCGCACCCAUUUGCGGGGUCAAUGGAAAGAUCUAUAUUUCAUCCUGUCAUGCUGGAUGUUGGGAUUCAGGCAUACGCAAGGAAGAUAAUCAUACAGUUUUUUCUCAAUGUUCUUGUAUUCCGGACUUAUCUGAAGGAAACGAAAAAUAUCCAUAUGAGGCAAUUAGUGGUUAUUGUGAUAGCAAUUGCAAAAACUUUAUUGUUUUCAUAAUUAUAUUCGCAAUUUGUGUUUUUAUGCAUUCAACUUCGGAAGUGGGUAGUAUGCUUCUGGUAAUGAGGUGCACACAUCCUAAAGAUAAAGCUAUGGCCAUGGGUUUAAUACAAUCGGCAAUUGGUCUUUUUGGAAAUGUUCCUUGUCCAAUUAUAUACGGCGCUGUAGUUGACUCAGCGUGUCUCAUCUGGAGGUCAGUUUGUGGCAAACAUGGAGCUUGUUCUCUCUACGAUUCAGAAACAUUUAGGCACUAUUUCUUAGGCAUAACUGCAGGUAUAAUGUUUCUGGCUUUCAUAAUGGACUUGGUGGUAUGGAGUAAAGCGCACCGCAUUGAUAUAGCGCCCGAAGAGAAUGGCGAAAAGAAAUCUCCCGAAUCGGAAUGUCAAAAACCAAUGUCGGCAUCACCUGAUACUUCUGUUUAAACUGAAGACUACCUUAUUUACCAAUUCAGAAGUCAAGCAACUGAAAGUGGUAUCAUCAUAAUCAAAUUUAUGUACAGAUCACAAUAUUUUAGUAUAAUAUUAAUUGUAAGAUGAUUAUAAGACAUUUUUUUUUUAAUUUCCACAAGUUAAGCCAUUUUCCCGCCAAAGAAUACACACAUUGUGUAUUUUUUGUAUUCUUAAAAAUAAAAAAAUGGCAAACUUUUAGAAAUUAAAAAAAAAUUUUAUGUUUAAACUACUGUAUGAAGCAGAGGUGUACCGAGUUAAUAGUAAAUCGGAAGACCCAGGAUGCAAUUUGUAAACGUUAAUACAUAUUUUACCUAUUACAAGGUCUGUCAAAAUAUUUUAAACAAAAAUAGCAUUCUUGCAUUUAAUUAGAACCACAAGAAACUCAACUAUGUUAGCUGUGAAAAUUUAACUUUAAUAAAUAACUUAAUAACUGAUUACAGUAAAAACACACACAUUUUUAUCUAGACACUUAUGAAAACAAUAAAAUAACGAAGGUCAAGAUCAAGUGACAUUUUUUUGUAGACAAAAUUAAAUAUUGUAUAUGUCUGCAAAAAUAUAGUCCAUAGUAUAUUGUUACUCAAUACAAAUUUAAUUUAUUUAUUAGUGUCAAAUUUUUGCAACUAUCGUAUUUAAGUUGCUUGUAUGUAGUUUCAAAAAAAAAUAUAUAUAAAAAAAAAACGUGGCAAUGCGAUUUUUGUUCAUGUGCAAUUUCAUAUAAUUUAAGAAUUUAGACUAUAAGUUAAACUCAUUUAUAUUGCAUUUAUUGAUUGCUCGAUCAAUAUGAUUAUAACAAACAACUAAAAUAAUCUCAGUCAAAAGAUAAUAGACUUGUCCUUAUAUUUAGCGAAUAUUUUAUACAAUACAUACUAUAUAUAUUAUAGAUUGAUUAACUCAAGUUCAAUAAAGGAAUGAAACUCAAACACCGCUAAUAAAAA
Molecule: messenger RNA, 4291 nt
Organism: Calliphora vicina (urban bluebottle blowfly)
Lineage: Eukaryota; Metazoa; Arthropoda; Insecta; Diptera; Calliphoridae
Gene: Oatp74D
Product: Organic anion transporting polypeptide 74D
Exons: 8
Coding region: 771-3329 (852 amino acids)
Biological process (GO): transmembrane transport; sodium-independent organic anion transport
Cellular component (GO): plasma membrane
Molecular function (GO): protein binding
Source: RefSeq, a predicted model, not a curated record